Anthostomella pinea is the source of this 1905-nucleotide messenger RNA. The record is from the annotation of a GenBank genome assembly. NCBI's taxonomy places the organism in Eukaryota, Fungi, Ascomycota, Sordariomycetes, Xylariales, Xylariaceae.
AUGAAGCUUCCUGACGUGGUCACCGAACUCGAGAUGGACCUGGAGGAGAGCCAGAACCAGCGUGAUGCGCGCGUGGAGCAACUGUGGAAGAAGCUCGAUUACCAGAACAAGGGGGCACUCGACUGGAAGGGAUUGCAGCGUGGUCUCAAGCGAAUUGAUCACCCAUUGAAGAAUGCCGACGACAUGCUCAAGAACAUCAUAAAGGUCGUCGAUACCAAUGGCGAUGGAAAGAUAGAGUACGAAGAAUUCCGAGUCUUCGUCGAAGCAGCUGAACGUCAGCUUUUUCAAUUGUUCAAGAAAAUAGACCGAGACCGAGAUGGAAAGUUGGAUAAAGAGGAGCUUCAUGGCGCGUUCCAACGCGCUGGCAUCGCGGUCCCCCUGCGCCGAUUGGAUGCGUUCUUCCAGGACAUCGACCACAACAGAGAUGGAUAUAUAACGUAUGAGGAGUGGCGAAACUUUCUGCUAUUCAUGCCCAAUUCUGAUCCAACAACGACACUGCGUGCGGUUUUCACUUUCUACUCAGAGGUUCUCACUCUCAACUCGGAGGGUGAUUCGGUGGUCAGCGAGGAAACAGCUCAGGGCAUAGGUACGACUAAAGGCUCUCUUCUGUCCACUCUUUUUGGUUCAAUCUUAAGAGUCGCAUCUCCCACUGCGGAGCCUCCGAGCAACAGUCUCACGCCGCCCUCGCCAUCCCCUCCACCCUCGGCCUCCUCAGCCAGUCCGUCACCACAGAUACCCGCAACGACACAAGUAAUUCCACAAGUCGACGGCGCCGACGACAUGGAGGCAGCCGCUUCGCAGCAGCGUGCUCGAGUAGCCAAGCAAGCUCUGAAAACUAACCCUACCGCCACACACGUUUCCUUGCGUGGGGGAGGAGAAGAUGAACCGACCCAAACUGAACUUGCUACGCGUGACAAGGCGAAGAAAUCGUUGCUGACCAGAUACCUCCCCGAACCAGGCUACUUCGUGGCCGGUGCUGUCGCGGGAGGCAUUUCGCGAACGGCCACUGCGCCUCUCGACCGACUAAAAGUCUACCUCCUUGUCAACACCAAGGCGAGCGCCAAUGUCGUCCUCGACGCCGCUAAGAACGGCCGGCCCCUUGCAGCUCUCAAGAAUACCGGAAAACCCCUUGUCACGGCGGUCACCGACCUGUAUAAGGCUGGAGGCAUUCGCGGCUUCUUCGCGGGAAAUGGACUCAAUGUCGUCAAGAUCAUGCCCGAGACAGCGAUAAGAUUCGGCGCAUAUGAAGCUGCCAAGAAGGCCCUUGCUAACUUCGAGGGACAUGGCGAUACACAUCACAUCAACCCGUACUCCAAGUUCGUUGCGGGAGGUGUCGCUGGUAUGGCCGCACAGUUUUGUGUCUAUCCUCUCGAUACACUGAAGUUCCGUCUGCAGUCUGAAUAUGUCUCUGGCGGUCCUCGAGGCAAUGCUCUUCUGCUUGAGACAGCACGCAAGAUGCUGGCAGAAGGUGGUGCUCGAGCCGCCUACCGUGGUGUCACGGCGGGGCUGAUCGGCAUGUUCCCCUAUUCAGCAAUUGAUAUGGGAACAUUCGAGCUUCUGAAGGCCACCUACGUGACGUACAAGGCCAAGCGCACCGGGUGCCACGAAGAGGACGCCAAACCCAGUACCAUCAUGACAGGAAUCAUGGGCGCAUCUUCUGGUGCUUUCGGUGCGAGUGUCGUCUAUCCACUGAACGUCCUCCGCACUCGGCUACAAACACAAGGCACCAGCAUGCACCCGGCAAAGUACACAGGUAUUUGGGACGUGGCGCAGAAGACGGUAAAGAACGAGGGCAUGCGAGGGCUCUACAAGGGUCUGAUGCCGAAUCUUCUCAAAGUAGCACCCGCACUUAGUAUCACGUGGAUGGUAUAUGAGAAUGCGAAAGCGAUCAUGGACCUGCAUUGA